Molecule: messenger RNA, 483 nt
Organism: Anguilla anguilla (European eel)
Lineage: Eukaryota; Metazoa; Chordata; Actinopteri; Anguilliformes; Anguillidae
Product: histone H3
Exons: 1
Coding region: 26-436 (136 amino acids)
Cellular component (GO): nucleosome
Molecular function (GO): protein heterodimerization activity; DNA binding; structural constituent of chromatin
Source: RefSeq, a predicted model, not a curated record
UAAAGAAGUAUUUGAAUAAGACGCAAUGGCGCGAACCAAGCAGACCGCGCGUAAGUCUACCGGUGGCAAAGCCCCCAGGAAGCAGCUCGCCACUAAAGCAGCGCGGAAGAGCGCGCCUGCGACUGGCGGAGUGAAGAAGCCUCACCGUUACAGGCCUGGCACUGUAGCUCUGCGAGAAAUCCGCCGCUAUCAGAAGUCUACUGAGCUGUUGAUCCGCAAGUUGCCUUUCCAGCGCCUUGUGAGGGAGAUUGCUCAGGAUUUCAAGACCGAUCUGCGCUUCCAAAGCUCAGCUGUAAUGGCUUUACAGGAGGCUAGUGAGGCUUAUCUGGUUGGUCUGUUCGAGGACACCAAUUUGUGUGCCAUUCAUGCCAAGAGAGUGACCAUCAUGCCGAAGGAUAUCCAGCUGGCUCGCCGCAUCCGUGGAGAGCGCGCUUAAAUGGUUUGCAUGCCCAUAAUCCAAACAAAGGCUCUUUUAAGAGCCAC